AUUUGUAGUGUCCCGUGAGCAGCCACAGUCUCCUCAGACACAGCCCCGAGGGGAGCUUUAGGGCUCCCUCUGGAGGAAAACCGUUAGCCGGGGCCGGCUGCCGUGCGAGUUAUCUGGCGGCCUCGGCGGCGGCGGCUGCUGUAGCCGUCGCCGCCGGAGACGGCUCUGGAGUUCGUGAGCUUCCCUGGACCCGGCGCUGAGAAGAAAGUUAAGCGCCCUGGGCACGGGCGAUGAUGCUAGAAGGAGCUCAAGCAACCGAGUACAGGCGCCGAUAGCGGAGACCCAACGGCUGGACAACAUAGCUGGAGCCCGUGGCGUGCCUUCCCCGGACCAAUCUUCCCGCCGAUCUGGGCGGCGGCGGCGGCGACGGUCACGGCGGCGACGGCGCUCAUUGUGGCAGUGGUGGCGACGCCAGAAGAAGCAGAAGAAAAGGCAGCGAAAGCGGCUCCGGUCUCCGCGGCCCAGCACCCCGAAGCCCUAUUCCCCGAAGCAGGACGAGGUAUGCGCGGAUGCUGCGGCUGCGGCUCCGGCUGCGCCUUUAGGAUCUCCUCCACCCCAGCCUUCCUCGCCUCGGUUGCCUGAACCCCGAAAAGUUCGAUCCCCACGGCCCCGGCGCCGGCGGCACAGGCGGAGGAUCAUGGAACUCGAGAACCUCAUGGCCAACACUCUGCUGCUGAAGGCUCGUCAAGGAUUUAGCAAAAAAAGUGGUCGUAGUAGAAAAUGGAGAGAGCUCCUGAAGUUGCCCCCAGUCAGCCUAUGCAGCGAACUAAGAUGCUCCAUCGAAAAGGAUUUUAGCAGCCUUUGUGACAAGCAGCCAAUAGGAAGACUUCUUUUCAGACAAUUCUGUGAUACAAAACCAGAUCUUAAAAGGUGCAUUGAAUUCUUGGAUGCAGUGGCAGAGUAUGAAGUUACCAUUGAAGAGAACCAAAGAGAAUUUGGGCUCUCCAUUUUACAGAGUUUCUUCAAAGAGAAGUCAGAAGUCCCCUUACCACAGAUACCACCAGCUGUUGUGAAGCAAUGUAAAUGGAAUUUGAAGAAGAAUUCUUUCCCUAAAAAUGUUUUUGAGGAAUGCAGUAGAAUUGUCUAUGACUAUUUGAGUGAAACACCAUUUGAGGAAUACCAAGACAGUCCAUUCUUUUGCCGAUUUUUACAAUGGAAAUGGCUAGAAAGGCGGCCAGUAACAAAGAACACAUUCAGGCAUUACAGAGUUCUAGGAAAAGGCGGAUUCGGAGAGGUUUGUGCCUGUCAAGUACGAUCUACAGGAAAAAUGUAUGCCUGCAAAAAACUAGAAAAAAAAAGAAUAAAGAAGAGGAAAGGUGAAACUAUGGCUCUGAAUGAAAAACGAAUCUUAGAAAAAUUGCACAGUAGGUUUGUAGUUAGUUUAGCCUACACUUAUGAAACCAAGAAUGCCUUGUGUUUGGUGCUAACCCUUAUGAAUGGAGGGGAUUUGAAGUACCACAUUUACAACAUGGGAAAUCCUGGCUUUGAUGAGCCGAGAGCUGUGUUCUAUGCGGCAGAGCUGUGCUGUGGCUUGGAAGAUUUGCAGAAGGAAAGAAUUGUAUACAGAGACCUAAAGCCUGAGAAUAUCCUCCUUGACGAUCAUGGACACAUCCGAAUUUCAGAUCUUGGUCUAGCUCUGGAAGUCCCAGAAGGGGAGAUGGUUCGAGGAAGAGUUGGUACUGUUGGCUACAUGGCUCCAGAAAUUAUCAAUAACGAAAAAUAUGCAUUUAGUCCUGAUUGGUGGGGACUUGGGUGUCUGCUUUAUGAAAUGAUUGCGGGACAUUCUCCAUUCAAAAAAUAUAAAGAGAAAGUCACCCGGGACGAACUGGAAAGAAGAGUGAAGAAUGAGACUGAGAAGUACUCUGAGAUAUUUUCAAAGGAUGCCAAGUCCAUCUGCAGCAUGUUACUCAUCAAGGAUCCAAGUCAACGGCUAGGCUGUCAGAAUGAUGGAGCUGCUGCUGUAAAGCAGCACCCAGUGUUCAAGAACAUUAACUUCAGCAGGCUGGAAGCAAAUAUGUUGGAGCCCCCUUUCUAUCCUGAUCCUCAGGCCAUUUAUUGUAAGGAUGUCUUGGAUAUUGGGCAGUUCUCUGUGGUGAAAGGAGUCAAGCUGGACAGCAGUGAUGACACCUUCUAUGCCCAAUUUGCUACAGGCUGUGUCACCAUCCCCUGGCAGAAUGAGAUGAUUGAUUCUGGAUGUUUCAAGGACAUCAAUGAAAGUGAAGAUAAAUACUUGCCAUCACAUAAAAAAGAGAAGAUGUGUCCCUCCAUUCUCAGACCAAAGAGAAAUUUCUUCCGUAGUCUCUUCAGAAGAGGGGGCUGCUUGAACAUUGUCCCCAGUGAGGAGAGGGAGCCAACACAACGCUGACCGUUCACUGUGCAGACCUCAGAGCAAGACCCUGGUGUUAAGAAGGAACCUGUUACAUACUCAGUGUCUUGUCCUUUCCAUGAAUUGUAAUAAACAGUCUGUAACACUGUUAAUAAUGUGCUUUCAUAUA
Acomys russatus (golden spiny mouse) is the source of this 2495-nucleotide messenger RNA. It is a transcript of the gene Grk4, whose product is annotated as G protein-coupled receptor kinase 4. The transcript is spliced from 16 exons. Gene Ontology annotation, biological process: protein phosphorylation; regulation of signal transduction; signal transduction. Gene Ontology annotation, molecular function: G protein-coupled receptor kinase activity; ATP binding. The record is from RefSeq and is a predicted model, not a curated record. The coding region runs from base 638 to 2365 and encodes 575 amino acids. Lineage: Eukaryota; Metazoa; Chordata; Mammalia; Rodentia; Muridae. Gene Ontology annotation, cellular component: cytoplasm.